CACAUUUCGCGCCAUUGCAAGUAGUUCUCAUUGUACGAUAUAUUAGCUGCAAAACGUAUGAAAACUCGAUCAGUCUGAGUGUUAGUUAAUAAAUAUAUGAAGAUUGCAUAUAAUGGAACUUUCAGAUCAGCAAGUUGAUGAUUCUUCCUUGUCAUUAGAUACAAAUUAUUUACAAAUCUCGUGCAACUGGAAAAUCAGCAAUAAUAAACAGUUUCGUGAUGCUUUCACAUUAGAAGCUUCGUCUCUAGAAUUUAUGAAAACUAACUUCGAAGAUAUAGUUUCUUUAAAUACAUGUAUAUCUUUACAACCAAUUGAAUCCAACAAUGAACCAUGUAUGCUAGAUGUAAGAUUAACUAAUGGGCAGAGAAUUUCUCAGAUUGCUGUAGUUUCUGAAGCUUAUGUAUUAGAAUUUUUCAAACAAUUUGGGGAAUAUGAAACAACAAAGUUUGCAGAAUUUGUAGAUGAAUUUGAAGACAAUUCAGUCUACUUUGCAGAAACAGCAAUUUUUCCACAUGCUACAGAAGCUAGUAUUAAGUUUACAAAAACAAAAAGUAAAAAUUCAGUUAUGUGGAUAUAUGGUAUAAAACUCUAUGUAACAGAGUCAAUUAAUGAACCUAAGAGUUUUUCCACAGAAAUAUUUAAUCCUGAAAUAAUAAGAAAUUUCUUAACUAAACUUAGUUUUAACAAUGAAGGGAACAAUAUUACGAAUGAUGUUCAAUCAUGUUACAUGAAUAUUUUGAAUUUAUCAAAAAAUAAAGGUGUUCAGAAAAACAAUGAAGAAGAAGUGGCACAGUCUGCGAUGGAUAGUACUGUGUCAAAUAAUAUAGAUAUCGUGACAUAUAUUGAUAAGAAAUUUGAAGAUAUGGAAGGAAGAUUAAUGAAAAAAAUUGAUGAAAUGGAACAAAAAACAAAUGAAAAACUUGAUACUAUUUUGAGACAAUUAGAAACCCGAUGUAGUGUCAAGUGACCUUCAAUUCAUAUAAAAUUUAAAAGCAUAUUUGUAAAUAAUGACAAUAUAUAUUUAAUUCUGUAUGGAAUAUAUAUGUAAAAUAUACACAUAAAAAAUUUUGAAGCUAGUAUUUUUUCUUAAAAAGAGUUUUAUUCCUAAAUGUUUCUUGAAUAUCUAUUUACACAUUUUUGAACCUUCACAUUUAGUGAUGUUAAGUCUUGUAUAUUUUGACUAUCAGUUAUAUGUACUUUUUAUUUCUCAAUUUUGCAUUGCAAUUGAACCUU
Bombus pascuorum is the source of this 1233-nucleotide messenger RNA. RefSeq lists its product as uncharacterized. NCBI's taxonomy places the organism in Eukaryota, Metazoa, Arthropoda, Insecta, Hymenoptera, Apidae. The record is from RefSeq and is a predicted model, not a curated record. Bases 113 to 967 code for a protein of 284 amino acids. The transcript is spliced from 4 exons.